AUGAAGCGAGCAGACGCCGGCGACGCGGUGGACGCGGCCCACCCCGCUGCGUGUUUUCACCGCGAGGUGCUGACGUGCAUGAAGUGGUCGGACAUCCGCCGCGACUUUCUCGACGCGCUGCAGACGGCGCCGCACCUCCGCUUCGUGGAACCGAAAAAGUUGUGGCGUCACAGCCAGGAGGCGCUGGGCAAGUGGGUGCUCUCGCAGGUCGCACGCGAUACGCGGGUCGACAAGGACACGCAGGCGAGCGUCGCAUUCUUUCCCACAAAGGCAAUGAUCUCGGCCGGUACGUACGACGAGCAGCUCAUCCGCGACAUCUCGCUCAAAUGCGAGGCGUCGAGCAGUCCUGAAGUUGUCGCGGGCAUCAAGCAGCUGCUGACGAAAUUCAAUCUGUCGAAGCGGUGCGAGGACGCCGCGGCGGAGGUGCUGCUGGAGUUGGAGUCAACAAGCCCCUCUGCCUACUGCAGGCCAACGCUGCGCGUCAUUGGUGCGGAGGAGGAGCAGAGCCGAACCGCGUCACAGCGCCGUGUGCAGGGCUCCGUUGCAGUGAUUGGUGUAGAGUGGCCCAGCCAUAUUGCGCGGCACAUGCGCCGUGGAUGUCCUGCUGUGUCCAUCCCACUCGCAGCGUACAGGAAGCUUGACAUGUGCUACCGUCACUUCGCCGAUAAGGCGGAGAGAGUGCACUACCCUCGAUUGGACUACGAUGCACGUUUUGCCCUCCGAGCGGCGGCACUUGCAAUGCGCUACGAGGGGUGCCUGGCCACAGGAUCGCUGCAGCUGUGCGCUGACACACGGCUGAAGCAGCACCUUCACGCGUCUGGUUACCACGUGAUGGAUCUGUGCGCCUCCCCAAUCAACGCGUACAUGGGCUCGCCCAAAGUGUGCUCACACCGCAACCGUGGUAGCGACAGUGGCUCCUUUCUUGAGUGCGAAGACACGCCGAAUUACUUUUGUAGCGCAUUUUUCGACACGGACCGCUACUUUGGUAGCCUUGGUAGCGCAUUGAAGUUUGACGUGGCGUCGGCGUACAACUCGCGUGAGAUUAACCCGAAUCAAAAACCGCUGCUGUUGACUCUCGACGUGCCUUACGAUGAGGACCUCUGCGAAAAGCUCUUUUCAAAGCUUCUAGUUGAUAUGCAACACGCAGAGGCCGCUGCAACCGCGUCAGCCAAGGAGGUAAAGCCGCCGCUUCCAUAUGUCGCUGAUUACGUGCUGGUGCUUCCGCUCUGGUGGGAUGUGCCGAUGCAGCGGGCGAAGGUUCUCUUUACCGAGGAGGGCAGCAGCCCGCCGCCACCACCGCCAGCGUCGUCGUCCGUGUCAACUGAAUCCACUGCGGGGGAGAAAGCGGCGGCAAGGCUGAGAGACAUCAUAAAGGAACGAAGUGCAACGCUGCAGGAGGGAUACAUGGUGCCGUACGAGUGGCCGCAGCGACUAGCAGAGGCGGCAGGGGAUCGUUGGGUCUCUUUUGACGGCGUCUUUGUUGGUGGCAGCUACGAGUACUUCUGCACCAUAACAAAUAAGUGGCUGAGUGGGGUGACGGCAACAGAAGUUAUUGGAUUAGCACAGCCACGUGCGCAAGAGGGCGGGCCGGCCCUGAAGCCUCUGCUCGACCACUUCUACGGCUGCCAAUAA
Trypanosoma grayi is the source of this 1632-nucleotide messenger RNA. RefSeq lists its product as hypothetical. The record is from RefSeq and is a predicted model, not a curated record. Lineage: Eukaryota; Euglenozoa; Kinetoplastea; Trypanosomatida; Trypanosomatidae. Gene Ontology annotation, molecular function: RNA polymerase II C-terminal domain binding; mRNA (2'-O-methyladenosine-N6-)-methyltransferase activity. The transcript has a single exon. Bases 1 to 1632 code for a protein of 543 amino acids.